Exophiala bonariae is the source of this 1233-nucleotide messenger RNA. RefSeq lists its product as uncharacterized. The coding region runs from base 1 to 1233 and encodes 410 amino acids. The transcript has a single exon. The record is from RefSeq and is a predicted model, not a curated record. Lineage: Eukaryota; Fungi; Ascomycota; Eurotiomycetes; Chaetothyriales; Herpotrichiellaceae.
AUGGCAGCACCUUAUUCUCCAACCACACCAACUCCACCAUGGCCUUCGCCUUCAACGGUCAAUCAACACCGAAGCAAUUUGACCAACAAGAGGAAAGUCGAUGCCAUCGUCGACACCAAUGACAUCGACUCCGUCUCCAACAGUAGUAUCUCGUCUCAAUUCAAGAAAUUACGCCUGAAUCAGCAACGACAUGGCAUCCUCAACCCCAACCUUAAUAUCAACGCCAACAAUGGCAAUUUUAAUGCACAUCACCAGAAUGGUGAUUUGCACAUGCAAUCACAACUGCACUACCAACAAAUCCUCACACCCACGAGUCCGACUUCAAAAUAUAGACCACACAUAGCAAACACCGAUGUACGGCCUGCACUUCCACCACUGCCACCCGAUCCAACCUUACGCCGACAACCAUCGCCAUCACUAUUACCAUCACCUACAUUGGCGUCACCACGAACACCAACUCCGACAGCACGCACAACGAGAGGGCCAACCGCAUUAGCCUCAUCAUACCGCCGCCUCCAUGAUCCUCCAGCGGCGAGGGAACUUCCUCUAUCUCCACCAGAGCCCUCACCCCGACAGAACUCCCACACCCGCAAUUCAUCCAUUGCCUCCUCAAUCAUGGCCAUUGACGAGACCCCCAACCGAAUCAUCAUCAACGACCUCGAGGCCGAGAUCGCAGCCAUAGAAGCCGCUGAAGCCGAGGGCCGCAACACCGUCUUCAUCCCUGACAUCGACAAGAAAGUCUCGGCCAUCCCACAGCGACUCCUCCAGAAUUCCUCCAAUGCACCAGUCUCCAACGACCCCUCCGCCGGCCCAGGCUCCUCAGCAUUUACAUUCCCUCCAAACCCGCACUCACACAGCCACCACCACCCAAGCACCACAGGAGCACACGCCUUCCCAACCCCAUCGACAACUCCACCGCUCGCCACGGCUCUCGUCCUCUACAAAGACCCAACCAGCAUCAGCGUACCAGAGUCAGAGGACGUGGUUCGCAAAACUAUCAUCGCGGCACGGCAACGGGCGCGCGAAAAGGCCAUGGAGGACCAGCGCGACCGGGACCGCGAGCGCCAGGUCUUCCUCAGCGAAUACCGCUCUCCGGGGAAAGGCCAGGCGUCGUCGCUCUUCGAGCAGCAUCGCGGCGACCCCGACUUCUUCGACGACGCCAUGACGGAUCAUUCAUCGGUCGCCGGCGAUUUCGACGACGACCUUGAUCCUGACGCCAUGGACAUCGAAUAG